AGGGCCUCGCAGGAGCCAGACGCCAGAGCGUCCCAAGCAGCCGUCGGGGACAGAUCUCCUCUUGAAUCCGCCGUUUUCAACCGUUCUCUUUACCUUUCUCGGUGUUUCACUUGUCUGUCUCUCUCUCCACCAUGAAGACCUCUCUCGUCCUCGUCCUCGCACUCGCCCUCCUCUGUCUCGCCCACGCUAAGCCGCACAAUGAGGGCAAACGGACUCACCAACCUAAGAGAUCAAGAGAACACAAGCUCAACAACCGCAUGGAGCAUACUGACCACCAUCGACGGGACCACGGGCCGGCUCACAAGGUGGAGCAGCAUCGUCCGGAUUCCACACCCACCCACAAGAAAGAAAUACCAGCCCAUGAUCCCAUGCACCAUGCCACCCUGCACAGACCAGAGGGCAGCGUGCACAAGACAGAGGGCCGCAAGGGAGCCAUGCACAGGUCAAGGAGCAAUGUUGGAUCCGUACACCUUGGGGUAACAGCAGGAGAAUCAGCAGGAACAGCAUCAGCAACAGCUCAGCAUGACCUUAAAAAGGACCUCCAUCUCCAACACAUCACAGAACACAACAUUGAGAAGAAACACGAAGAUAAGCAGCAGAGGGAUGAACCAGUAGGGAAACACCUAGUAACCAACAGAGUACCCCGUGGUGGGGACGCUGCCCCUCACCUCCUCACCAACCGAACGCCCAAGGUGUCCACCAACAUUACUCACCACCAGGCUGCAGCAGAGAGCAAAAAUGGCACCAAGGAUGACAUACCCAUGGAGUCGGAAAGGCUGAUCCAUGUAACUGCACGUCCCCCUAAGGUUCACAAGAUAAACAAGAUGCAUCACAGACCCUCCCCUCCCAGUGCCGCUGCUGCUGCACCCUCCUCCCAUACACAAUCAAGUACACCAUCAACCAAGGCUAAGGCCCACAAGACCCCCAAAAAGUACAGCCCCAAGAAGCAUGGCUGGAAGAAGACCCUACGCAAGGAUAAGGGAAAGGAAAAACUAAAGGAGAAGAGGGAAAGGCGCGAUAAGAGGAAUAAAGCUCUGCAUCGGGCUAUCGUUGCUAGGAAGCUGUGAGUUCACACUUCUCCCAUCCGCUAUAUCAAAGGAGAAUACGGAAUUCAAAGAAAAAACCCAAUACAGUAAUUAUAACCAUUUACAGAGAUUAAAACGGGGUGAUUGAAACUCAAACAAUAGGUGUAGCAGCCCUGAGACAACCAACCCAUAACUUGAGCCACUGCACCAGUCACAAGACUUCACUAUGGUGAUCCACCUACAACAACGAGCCAGCAGUCUCAGGCUCGUUACAUAUCCAGGUCAAACCUCGAUCACUCCAUUUCAAUCAUUUAUAUUCAUUCAAUAUAAAUUUUUCAGCACAUUUAGGGACAUAACUACAUUAAAUAUCUACAAAGAAAAUACCUAUACAUUCCUUUACCAUUUAAAAAGUAAACAGGUAUGAAUAUUCAUUUAAACUGACACCUGCUGAAGUGCAUGACUGCACUGACACAUACAUCAGUGCAGUUAAGCAGCUGAGAAUUACAAAACAAAAGGGAAUUAAGGUCUUACAAGCACCACAAUACAAAAAUCUUUAUGUGAUACAGUGCAUAUGCCUUUGAGUUUAACUUUGUACCUUAUUAAGAACUACCUAUAAUUAAGAAAAAUAUUAUUUUUAAUCUGUAGUUAUAAUUUGCAGGAUUAAGUUAUACAUACACUACUAUAUAACAUUUGAAACUAAAUGCUCUUGACCUAUAUACCAUAUAAAAAAAUACAGUAAAAAUAUUUAUACUGUAUGAUAUUUAAAUAGUAAAGACAAAUAUGCAAUAUCAUUCUUCAGUUUAAUAUAUAUAUACAUGUAUAUGUAUGUAUCACUUCUUAAGACUUCUUAAGCUUGUCUAACAUAAAUACUAUAUAAUGAGUAAAGUUAAACAGACGAUAAGCGCUGGGCUCGGUGGAUGAAUCAGUCGAGUGCUAUUCUGUACUAUAAAUGUAUGCUCGGCUCUGUACUGAAAUAUUCCAUGCAUACUGCUGGUUUUGAUCUAAUACUCAAUGUAGAAGCAUUUCAUUCUGUAUAAUGUAUUCUUAUACAUUAAGUGUAUAUAUAGAGGCAGGAAAAUAAGAGUAUUUUGUGAACAUAAACACAUCAAUGCAGAAAUUUAAUUGGAAACAAAAAAUGCAAUAUGUGAUUCUCAUGAUGAGGAAACAAGUGUCAAAAAUUUGGUCACAUAAGCUAAAACAAAAUGCCAAGUCAUGACAACCAGUACAAACUAUCAUAGUAAAAAUCAAUCACAGAUAUGAUCUUUUGAAAGUAUAUGUUCUCUGCGCUCUUCCCAGCUCCACUUACUCCCCAAGAACCUUUUAGGCUACGUCAGCCAAUUUUCACAAAACAAUUACCACAGUUAUUCCACUACUUGUUAAUUGUAGAUAACAUUAUUAUUUAGAAACAAUAAUGCUUAUAAUCAAAUAUUUAACAUCAGAGUUCAUUAUUCAGACAACUGCAAUUACCUGCCUCGUCACAUUAGAAUUAUCUGUACCGGCUAGUAAUAAUAGCUCCACAUCUUUUUAUAUUUCAACGAUAAAUAUAUUUAAAAGAUCAAGUAACCAUGACAUGGUAUGUACUUAUUGAAUUCAUCGACUAAUCACAUCGGUAUAACCCUCAUUUAAAGAUUAAUUGACCAAGAUAUACUACUGUACGUACUUAAUGAAUACAGUUUUUAAGAAGCGAUCCGGAUUUAAACCUGUGGUCUACCUGUUCCGAGACAUGCAAGUAUGUCAUGCUCUUUGCCUUCAGCUCUCAGAAUGGCCAGACUGUGGAUUUGAAUCAUAUUCAAUUCUUAAAAAAAAAAAAAAUGUUGAAUUUCUCAUUACUGAAUGCAUUGAUCUAUCAUGUGAAUCCUAGUAAUAUCUUCAUUGAACUAUUCACACUAAAACCAGCUGUCUUACACAAAUAUUCCAUAAUCACACACAUGCCAAAUCAAAAAUACAUUCCAGUUAUGUGAUGCCAUGGGUGAUGGUGAAACUCAUUCGUAAUAUUCUCAUCAUUUUUUCUAUGUACUCGUAAGCUUUUAAGAAAAUUAUACAGUAUAAAAAAUGUAUAGAGACUUAUUUAAAACAAAUACAUGGUCUGUCUUUGGUUCUCUUGACAGUUAGUUUAGGCUUAGGUAGGUGAUAUAUGUUAUAGGUGUCCAGUGUGGUGACAUUUGGCCUUUGAUGUUGCCCCCUUCACCACACGAUACUUACCUUUGAUGAAGGAAAAGGGGUUUCUAGCCUAUAGUAGUUCCAGUGACCCCUGCAGAAUAUAUUUAUUUUGAUUUUGGGGUGGUCAUUGGACCCCACAACCAUAGAAAUCACCCUUGCAGCCAUCUUUCUUAGCGCUUGAGUUGAGGUGCAGGUAGAAAUAAAUAAUUAUAAUCAAACUAUAAGACUGUAGUUUAAACAUUCUACUUGAAAUACAUACUACAUACUGUACUAAAAUGCACUUUGUUAUUUAUCUGCAAUAUCUAUGUUCUACAAGGACAACCAUCUAUCUUUUAAAUCUAGACUAAUGCCAGAUCUACAAAUGAAUAAUAUAUACUGUACUGGAGAUAUAACAUCUGAAAGCCACUGGGAAUAACACAUCACAAUAUGUCUAUAGUUGCCAAACUUUUGUCUCAACUCACACUCUCAGCCUGUAGUGUAUAAGAAUUGUGGCAGAAAUGUUUCUUAUUGUGCUACUAAUGUCCGCCUAGAUUCUACAAUAUGUUUGAUAGAAUACAAGGAAUAUUUCAAAGUGAAAUACUUGGCCUUCCCAAACUACCUUUGUGAAGCCUCUCUCUUCUAGAAAUAAGGUCUACUUAAGUAAGGCUACUCAUCAACAUCAUCUAAGCUUGUGCAGACUAGUUCAGGCAGGUUCAGAGUAAACACUUUGAUCUAUAUAGCAAAAAUGUAUAGAAGCCAGUGUUUUAAAGCUCCCUAUUGUUCUUGGCAUACCAUACCUCGACCAUGAUUUGUAUUGACUUACAUGCUGAUAUGUCAAAAAUUUUGGAGCAAUAAAAUGUCUUUCAAUAAAAA
This is a messenger RNA of Cherax quadricarinatus, 4037 nucleotides long. Its product is annotated as triadin. The record is from RefSeq and is a predicted model, not a curated record. Lineage: Eukaryota; Metazoa; Arthropoda; Malacostraca; Decapoda; Parastacidae.